Messenger RNA from Microtus ochrogaster (prairie vole), 4039 nucleotides. It is a transcript of the gene Cckar, whose product is annotated as cholecystokinin A receptor. Gene Ontology annotation, cellular component: plasma membrane. Gene Ontology annotation, biological process: neuropeptide signaling pathway. The record is from RefSeq and is a predicted model, not a curated record. Gene Ontology annotation, molecular function: neuropeptide receptor activity; cholecystokinin receptor activity; gastrin receptor activity. Lineage: Eukaryota; Metazoa; Chordata; Mammalia; Rodentia; Cricetidae.
GCCCCACUCUGGGAAGGGUUAAUAUGCAGCCAGGCUGCCUAUGCUCAGGGCCUCAGACUGGCCCAGGAAUGGGAGGGGUGGACCUGGAAGGUGGAGCAGGCUUGCCUUGCACAGGCUGCCUUCUCCCCACAGGAGUGGGCACGCUUGCCCAGCCGGUCUGAGAAUGGUGAACUCGAGUUGCCUUUAGGAAUGACUGCAAAGCCCACACCUGGAAAUCCCCCCUCCCUGCCCCUCCACGGCAGGUUGCCUCUGGGAGACUCUCCAGUCAUUAGAGGAAUGAACCAGGAGUGAGCCAUUCACCAGCUCGCCAGCACUUGGGAGAGAGCAGCAGGAUGGACGUGGUCGAAAGCCUUCUUAUGAAUGGGAGCAACAUUACUCCCCCCUGUGAACUCGGCCUGGAAAAUGAGACUCUUUUCUGCCUGGAUCAACCUCAACCUUCAAAAGAGUGGCAGCCUGCCGUGCAGAUUCUCCUUUACUCCUUGAUAUUCCUCCUCAGUGUGCUGGGGAACACGCUGGUCAUCACGGUGCUGAUUCGGAACAAGAGGAUGCGGACGGUCACCAACAUCUUCCUGCUGUCCCUGGCUGUCAGUGACCUCAUGCUCUGUCUCUUCUGCAUGCCCUUCAACCUCAUCCCCAACCUGCUCAAGGAUUUCAUCUUUGGAAGUGCUAUGUGCAAGACCACCACCUACUUCAUGGGCACUUCCGUGAGUGUCUCCACCUUCAACCUGGUAGCCAUCUCUCUGGAGAGAUACGGCGCCAUCUGCAGACCCUUACAGUCCCGCGUCUGGCAAACGAAGUCCCACGCUUUGAAGGUCAUCGCUGCCACCUGGUGCCUCUCCUUCACCAUCAUGACUCCGUAUCCCAUUUACAGCAACUUGGUGCCUUUUACGAAAAAUAACAACCAGACGGCAAAUAUGUGCCGCUUCCUGUUGCCAAGCGAUGCUAUGCAACAAUCUUGGCAAACAUUCCUGCUACUCAUCCUGUUUCUCAUCCCCGGGAUUGUGAUGGUGGUGGCCUAUGGGCUGAUCUCUCUGGAACUCUACCAAGGAAUAAAAUUUGACGCUAGCCAGAGGAAAUCUUCUAAAGAGAAGAAGCUGAGCAGUGGCAGCAGCCGAUACGAGGACAGUGAUGGGUGUUACCUGCAGAAGUCCCGGCACCCGCUGAAGCUGGAGCUUCAGCAGCUGUCUACCAGCAGCAGCAGCAGCCGAGUCAACCGCAUCAGGAGCAGCAGUUCCGCUGCCAACCUGAUAGCCAAGAAGCGCGUGAUUCGCAUGCUCAUUGUCAUUGUGGUCCUCUUCUUCCUGUGCUGGAUGCCCAUCUUCAGUGCCAAUGCCUGGAGGGCGUAUGACACCGCUUCUGCUGAGAAACACCUCUCGGGGACUCCCAUCUCCUUCAUCCUCCUCCUCUCCUAUACCUCUUCCUGUGUGAAUCCCAUCAUCUACUGCUUCAUGAACAAACGGUUUCGCUUGGGCUUCAUGGCCACCUUCCCUUGUUGUCCCAACCCUGGUCCCCCAGGGGUGAGAGGAGAGGUGGGAGAGGAGGAGGAUGGGAGGACCCUAGGGGCAUCACUGACCAGGUAUUCCUACAGCCACAUGAGCACCUCUGCUCCACCCCCCUGAGCUAUGACGGCUGGCCCUCCGCUGCAGCAGGAAGGGAGAGACCAGGGAGCAAGGAAGAAACGGGAAAGGAGGAAGAAGAAACUGGAGUGAAGGAGAAGGGAGACCCACUUGUCAUGGGGACUUUUCAAUGUCUGCUUUUCAUCCUUCACAGAGACAAGGAACUUAAGGUGGGGUCAUAAAAUGACAAGACAUUUUCCACAGUGUCCGUUCACCAUAGAAGAAACCUCCGACCAGGGACAGGAGCCCCAAAAGGCUCAUGCUACAAAUGUCACUGCCAAGUCCAUGGUGAAAAUGGAGGUAGAGAUCCUGAUGAGCUUUAGAAUUUUCUGGAACACCCCUGGGUGAGGUCUCUCCAUAGUGACAUGCUGCUGUGCUCUUUCUUCUGCUCCUGCAGAAUUACAGUCACCACUUUCCUUCCCGGGGAACCCACGGCUACUUCCCAUGCAUAUUACAACGACACACCUUCUCACUGCCACCAAGGACGGAGGAAGCACACCUCCUCUGGCCACUCCCGACUAUGGGACUGGUCUGACUCUUUUAAAUCUAGAGCUUGGUCGAGAACACACAGAGGUGUAAGUUUCCAUCAUCAUCAGAAAAGCAAAAAGAGUGAGUCUAAAAGACAGGUUUUCGGAUUUUUGUUUCCUCAAAGGGAAAAGCAUGCAAGGCCAAUAGCCUGAAGGCACGUCUUCUUUCCUCGAAGUCAAGGCAGAAAGGGGAGGUGACCUGUACCGCGUGACUUCUCCUUUGUACCCUAACCCCACUACUUGUUUUAAACCUCAAUGUAAUUUCUUCUGUUCACCUAUACUUCCUCUUCUCCAGAAAGACCUCCAGGUAGGAAGGGGAGUUGUAUUUACCUGGACAAGGGUGGAAAAAUGUAUAGUCAGGCCCCAAAGGAAACUGACAGCUGGGACUCAGUUCACAGGUAACUUGGAAUGCCAAAAGUGUGUAUGUUUUUAUUACCAUCUAUGUAGUUCUUGAUAAUUGGCUCACUAUGUGUGCGCACGCUGGCUCGUGUGUGUGUAUGUGUGUGUGUGUGUGUAACUGAACAUAUGAUCGCCUUCUCUGUGUGUUAAAAACUUAUCAGUGGAUAUUGAAAUUCAGCAAGUGUUACCAUUCUUCCAUAAAAGUUGGAGUUUUGUGUGAGCUUUGUUUCUUUGCAAAAUUAGUGCUGAAAAACAUUUAACUCUGAGAACUCUCUGUUUAAAAAUAGAAAUAAGUUAUACAUUGAGACACCAGGAAGAACAUUUCUAGAGAGCAUGUGCCAAUGCAGUCUACCAGUACACACACUCUCUCCCUCUCCCUCCCUCGCUUCCUUCCUCCCUGUCUCUCCUUUUCUCUCAUUUCCAUCCCUUUUUUUCUUGUACAAGGCUGUCAUGUCUCCUUAAUAGCUUUAAUAUGAACUUUCUCAAUAGAAACAGUUUGUAGGCACAUGCAGAAAGUAAAAAAAAAUACACAAAGAAAAGGAAAUAUGAAUCAAGGAAAGUUUGUUGCUGCGAGCUGCCAAUUAUUCAAGGAAUGGACGUUCUUCUUCUCCCUUCCAUAAGGCCAGAACAGCCCAGUGACCCAGGCUGCCAUGCAGAAGAGGGAAAAGAAGAGUCGCAGGGGCUGCUAGGGCCCCUGAUGUUCUAGAAUUAGACACGCUGUGCAUCUCACAGUGGUGGGUGUGCCUAAUGGACUGCACUAAGGAGAAACAGCUGAGCCCAGAACUGCCCGCCGCACCCAACUUGUCAGGCCAGGCUAUUCCCUCUUCAGACUUCAGUCUUACAUGAGGAACUACCAUCACCUUCUCAGUCAACUCAAAAGGCAGAAUCAAAACUGCAAUGAUAAAAGACGUAAGAGAUAAAAAUGUCUGUGAUACCCGAUUCGGUCUUACAGUCUACAUACUUUUCCUCCCUAAAUAAAGACUUGGACUCUCUGACAGUAUUAGGAAAUAAAUGAAGAAAAAUUAGGAACACCCCCCCCCCCGCAGCCCAUUAUUAGGAACCUCUGGAGUUUCUGACUUAAAAACAAAGUUCUAGGAUUUAGUUAAUAAAAAUACAGCUAUGCAGCUAAAGUAUACUUUUGGAAAAGCCAGCUCUUUUCAACCUUCCUAAUGCCCUGACCCUUUAAUACAGUUCCUCAUAGUGCAGUGACCCCCAACCAUAAAAUUAUUUUCAUUCCUACUUCAUAACUAUCAUUUUGCUACUGUUAUAAAUCAUAAUGUAAAUCUGUUUUCCAAUGGUCUUAGGUGACCUCUGUGGAAGGGUCGGUCAACCCCAACGCGGUUGCAACCCACGUAUUGAGAAACACCCUUCUAGACAGUGAUUUUCAGUUUUAAGUGCAUCUCGUACACUGAAAGACGUCCUAUAUUUUAUCUGCCAACCCUACAUUUGAAAUAUUUUAAGGCAGGCAAAAACAUAAACAAUAUUUCACACACACAC